GCCUGGCGAGCCGGCUACCGCUCCCAGCACCAGAGGGGGCGCGCUGGAAAGGCGGGCAGCAGACCGAGGGGGAUCCCGAGAGCGGAGUCGGACACCCCCCGGAGGAAAGAAAUGAGGUAGCGACCGACCCUGGAGCCGACCAUGCGCGCGCCCCGCCCGUGGAGCCCCGCGCCGCCCCGGCCGAGCCCGAGUCCCCGGCGUCCGGCCGGAGCGAAGAUGCAGUGAACGGGACUGCUGCGCGGGGCCCGCCGCGGCCAGCCGGACCCGCCAUCUGACCGCGCUUGGGGCAGGAGCUGAUUCUGGGACCAGCGCAGCCGAGGGACUCUCUGUCUCCAGCACCCCUUAGGGUGGGGAGCACUGGCCCCUGGGCCCUUGAGUUUCCGCGGUUUCUGGCCCCAGCCCUGGGGAUUGUGUGUGAGCGAGAGGGGGCCCUUUUCACGUUUGCCGAGGAGUUCCUGCAUAUUCUCGCACCAUCCCGGCUGCCUUUGCUGGGGGGCUCCCUCUAUUUAUUUGCACGCGCGCAUCUCUCUUUUUUUUUUUUUUUGCUAGAGACAUUUUCCGCUCCACUCUCGUUCAGUCUUUCUCUCAUUUUGCUUGCCUAAGACUCUUUGCCCUCGUCCUUGCCCAGGCUGGGGUAAAUCUGUGUGCUCUUUUUUUCUUCCCCCCACACUCGCCGCUGAAUAUUUUCUUCUAAGAAUUCUACCCCUGCCCUCUCCAGCGGGCUUCCAGAGCGCUAUACCUCCCCCACUCUCUACCACUGGGCCGCUCCCAGCGGAGUUUUAUUUUUCGGCCCGAGUCCGGCCGGGGCGGGUGGAUCAGCGGGGAUCGCACCCGGCGCUCCGCUGCCGCCGCCCAGCUGCGCGGGGGCGCCCUCCGGAGAUGCUGCCGUGGAAGAAGCACAAGUUCGAGCUGCUGGCCGAGGCGCCGCCGCGGCAGGCGUCCAAACCCAAGGGCUACGCGGUGAGCCUGCACUACUCAGCGCUCAGCUCGCUGGCGCGGGCGUGCCCCGAAGGCGCCCUCAGCCGGGUGGGCAGCAUGUUCCGCUCCAAGCGCAAGAAGCUGCACAUCACCAGCGAGGACCCCACUUACACCGUGCUCUACCUGGGCAAUGCCACCACCAUCCAGGCGCGCGGCGACGGCUGCACUGACCUAGCGGUGGGCAAGAUCUGGAGCAAGAGCGAGGCGGGUCGUCAGGGCACCAAGAUGAAGCUGACUGUGAGUGCGCAGGGUAUCCGCAUGGUGCACGCCGAGGAGCGUGCGCUGCGCCGCCCGGGCCACCUCUACCUGCUGCACCGCGUUACCUACUGCGUGGCGGACGCGCGGCUGCCCAAGGUCUUCGCCUGGGUGUACCGGCACGAGCUCAAACACAAGGCGGUAAUGCUGCGCUGCCACGCGGUGCUGGUGUCUAAGCCCGAGAAGGCGCAGGCCAUGGCCCUGCUGCUCUACCAGACGUCGGCCAACGCACUGGCGGAAUUUAAACGGCUCAAGCGGCGGGACGACGCGCGUCACCAGCAGCAGGAGCUGGUGGGCGCGCACACCAUUCCGCUAGUGCCGCUGCGCAAACUGCUCCUGCACGGACCCUGCUGCUACAAGCCGCCAGUGGAGCGCAGCCGCAGCGCGCCCAAGCUCGGCUCCAUCACCGAGGACCUGCUCGGCGAACAGCAGGAGCAGGAGCUGCAGGAGGAAGAGGAAGAGGAGCACACCGAGGGCUGCCUGGAGGAGGAGGAGGAUCGUGCCGGGGAGGGAGACCGGGCAGAGGAAGAGGCCGAGGCGCAGCAGGCGCUGGUGGUGGCCAUGCACUUCGAAUGCGGGGACUUGCUGGACACGCUGGAGAGUGGCCGCGAGGAGGCGCUGGGGGGCGGCGGGGUCUCGCUGGGCCCCGGGGCUGGGCCUCCGCCUCUGCUGCUGGGCAGCGCCUCCGACAUGAAGGCCGAGCUGUCGCAGCUUAUUAACGACCUGGGCGAGCUUAGCUUCGGCAACGAUGUGCGCAGCCUGCAGGCCGACUUGCGGGUGACGCGCCUGCUGUCUGGCGACAGCACCGGCAGCGAGAGCUCCAUCGAAGGGGGGGCCCCGGACUCCACCUCUGCCGCCGCCGGGGACCCAUCCGGCCCCAUCGACGGCGCCAGCCCAGAAGAGCCCCACUCGGGCUGAGGUCCCAGCAAUCUCCAGCGUGCGCCCCUGGCGCCCCACUGUGACUCUACCCGUCGUGUCUCUACAACCUCCUUACCCCCCGCCUGCCCCAGGAAAGGGGAAAUGGGACACUUGCGGCCCAGAGAUCCCCUUGCCCCUCUCCCUUGACACAGUUGGCUCUGUUUGAAGCGGGCUUAGGUUGCGCGUGGAGAUGUGGGGAGAUGCGCGAAGGGGCAAACCCCGCAAGGAAGGAGAAAGAGGCUGUGGGCUCGGGUGGGAGGUGGGGGAAGGGCCUGCUGAAGUUAACCAAGUCCUGGAGGCGUGAGGUGCCUGCCGGCCAGUUUCCUGUUUGUGGGGCAUCUGGGGCCUGAGGAGGAGGGGUUAACUUCCUCCCCAACCCCCUAACUGGCAGCGGCCUAGCCUGUCAUUGACAUGUCAUUUACAAAAAACAAAUGAAUUUGCUCUCACAAUAUUUGAGGCUUGAAUGCCACCUCCUUGCCCCUAGUCUUUGUGGUGCGAGAGCUUGGGUUGUUUACCUCAGACUCAGACCCUUGAAAUUCUGCCAAAUUCCUCAAAUAACUGUGUUUUUGGGGCGGGGGGCGUGGAAAUGAAGGAAAGUUGCAUUUUGUUUACAGCUAAGACAUCUAAUAUCUAAAAAAGGAGUUUUCCUUUAGAAACACACACACCUUCCUCCUGCUCAAAAGAUCUCACUCCAUGAUACUGUGUAAAAUAUUUUUGCACUGUUGUGAAGUAUUUUUGACAUUUUUUUUUGUACAUAACUGUUCUCAGAGCUGAAUGUUUAUAUCUUUUGCUGUGCAAAAGGGACAUGUAAAAUGUUGUUCAGUUGUAUAUACAGAAACGUGUAUAAAACAUUUUGUUAUUUUUUAAGAGUAGCAAUGUUCUGGUUCUGUUUGCACACCACUGGGGAGAGAAUAAAGAGGAAAACUGAAGAGAA
Molecule: messenger RNA, 3085 nt
Organism: Equus quagga
Lineage: Eukaryota; Metazoa; Chordata; Mammalia; Perissodactyla; Equidae
Gene: FAM43A
Product: family with sequence similarity 43 member A
Exons: 1
Coding region: 880-2151 (423 amino acids)
Source: RefSeq, a predicted model, not a curated record